Molecule: messenger RNA, 776 nt
Organism: Cololabis saira (Pacific saury)
Lineage: Eukaryota; Metazoa; Chordata; Actinopteri; Beloniformes; Belonidae
Exons: 5
Coding region: 11-733 (240 amino acids)
Biological process (GO): cell surface receptor signaling pathway
Molecular function (GO): transmembrane signaling receptor activity
Source: RefSeq, a predicted model, not a curated record
UCAAGACAGGAUGACGGUCACCUCACUGUGCCUGCUACUGUCAGCAACGCUGAACAUCCAACCAAACAGGUCUCAGUUCUUUUUGUACGACAAAGUCACUCUGAGCUGUGAAGUCGGGGAAAACUCUGGAAACUGGACAUUGAAAAAAAACAGCUCUCAUAUGGUUGAGUCCUGCAGUGGUUGGGGACUGCCCUCCCAGUCCGCCUGCGUUAUUGAAAAUGUCUAUCCAUUUGACACUGGAGUUUACUGGUGUGAAUCUACGAAAGGGGAGUGCAGCACCAGCAUCAGCAUCACGGUCACUGAUGGUCAUGUGAUCUUGGACAGCCCGGGGCUUCCUGUAACAGAAGGAGACAGAAUAACGCUUCUCUGCUAUUACAAAGAAGAGGAGAACAGCCAGAUGACUUCAAAUUUCUCUGCUAACUUUUACAAAGAUGGUGCUUUCAUAGGGACCUAUCCAGCAGGAAACAUGACGUUUUCAGCAGUAUCUGCAUCUGAUCAAGGCUUCUAUAAAUGUGAGCACCCUUCAAAAGGAGAGUCUUCAAAUGCCUGGAUGGCUGUAAAGAGUAAAGUUGGACCCCAGCCUCCUGAAACGUCUCCACCCAGUCCGGUCUGCACCAUCCUGAUGAUUGUCCUCCACACUGUGAUGCUUGUAGCGUGUAUACAAUUACACAGAAUGUGGGCUAAAGUUCGUGCUGAAGAAAAGAGAGCUUCUGAUACUCUGCAUCGGGUGUGAGCCGUCAUCCUCUUUCCUGCUGGGAUGAAGAUAAGAAAGAGCA